AGAAAUAAGAAUAUUAGACGCCGAAUAGAAAGGAUAAAGGGAGCGAUAAUGGGAAAGAAGGGAAAGGAGGAGAAUACGGUUGGAAAGCGGAUUACGUUCACUCGUUUGCAGUCUCGCUCGUCUGUUCGUUCUUGUUCAGUGUUGCUUUCGUAGCCUUACUCCUCCUCAUAGUCGUUGGAUGUCGAUAUUCGAGUGCGCGGCACAGGCUGAGCAGUGGCAGCUCCGAGUCACUGCGCCGAGAAUCUAAAAUUAUCGGGCGGUCCACGAUAGAAGAGAGGAAGGGUAAUCGAGAGGUAGAACCAGAAAGAGGAAGAGAGAGAGAGAGAGAGAGAGAGGGAGAAUGUGAUAAACGCGAGAAGAGAUUGGAAAGAGAGAGAAAGACCAAAGGUACAGUUAAUAGAAAAAGAACGGUUAUUGUCAGAAGAAUAGAGGAGUAUAAAGGCAAGAGAAAGAAAGUACGGAGUUGAGCAAUAGUUGAUCCAUUGGACAAAUAGACGAACGGACAGAAAAACGUGCUACGAAGUUGAAGUAAAAAGGCACGUUGAUCGGGAGAAGAGGUGGGAGAGAGGAAGAAACGAGUAAGCGAACGGACGGACGGACAAACGAACGAAUGGACGGAUAAACGAACGAACGAACGAACGAACGAACGAACGAACGAACGACGAACGAACGAACGAACGGACGGACGGACGGACGGACGAACGGACGGACGAACGAGCAAGCCGAAGGGGGUGAGGAGGAGCCAAGAGAGAGAGAGAGAGAGGCAAAGCGAGGUAGGUCGACGUCGUGGCACGGGCUUAUACCGCGCGCGCGGAGUAGCCUACCUACCACCCAUCGUGCGAGUUCUCUCGCUUUACGUUCUGUCUCUUGGUACGAACGAUAUCGAGGCUGCUGCGACCCGAUUAUAUUGCUUUCGAGCGACUCUUUCAGUAAUAGAAGAAAGAAAAGAAGUGAAGUACGAAAGGACGAGUUAGGAAGGACUUAGCCAGAUUCGAAAAGAAGGCUAAGGAAGCAGAGGAGGAGAAAGGGAGUGAAGAGGCGGAAGAGAAAUUGCGAUAACCGCGAGGGUCUGCCUAAGACCCCCGUCGGUCCAAAUCUAUCGCGUUCGCGAUAAGACGUCGCCAUGGCGGAGGAACAAGAAACGAAUAACACGUGCGAGGAUUCUCUCGGUCCUGGUGAUACCACCACUGCUUUUGCCAAGAAACUACGGGGCCGGAAAGGAGCACUCAAGAAGAAAAAUGUAUACAUGGUUAAAAAUCAUAGCUUUAUGCCACGUUUCUUCAAACAACCCACAUUCUGCAGUCAUUGCAAGGACUUUAUAUGGGGCUUCGGAAAGCAAGGAUAUCAGUGCCAAGUCUGUAGUUUCGUCGUUCACAAGCGAUGUCACGAAUACGUGACCUUUACCUGUCCUGGAGCGGACAAAGGAGCUGACUCGGACGAUACGCGGACGAAGCAUCAAUUCAAGCAACACACCUACAACAGCCCCACGUUCUGUGACCACUGCGGUAGUCUUCUCUAUGGUGUCAUCCACCAGGGCAUGAAAUGCCAAGCAUGCGACAUGAACGUACACAAGAGAUGCGAAGAGAGCGUCCCGAAUCUUUGUGGAUGCGAUCACACCGAAAGACGUGGUCGUAUACAUCUUUACAUCACCGUUUCCGGUAGCAAGAUGACCGUCGAAGUAAAGGAAGGACGAAAUCUCAUUCCGAUGGAUCCCAAUGGUCUUUCGGAUCCUUACGUGAAAUUGAAAUUGAUUCCAGAUUCGGAUACGGUAAAGAAGAAAACGAAAACUAUCAAGUCAUCUUUAAAUCCUGAAUGGAAUGAAACGAUUAUAUUCGAUCUUAAACCAGAGGAUAAAGAUAGACGGUUGUUAAUCGAAGUCUGGGAUUGGGAUCGGACUUCUAGAAAUGAUUUCAUGGGAUCACUUUCUUUCGGCAUAUCGGAACUCAUUAAAGCGCCUGCUAGUGGUUGGUUUAAACUUCUUACUCAAGAAGAAGGGGAAUUUUAUAACGUACCUGUGCCCGAAGAGGGAGUUGAUUUGGCAGAACUUAAAAGUAAAAUGCGAAAAACAUCGGUGACGAAGAAGACACCAACGACACAGGAUAAAGAUGUACCACACAAUAUGGGAAAGAGCGAUUUAAUAAGAGCAUCGGACUUUAAUUUUCUUAUGGUUCUAGGAAAGGGUAGUUUCGGCAAGGUACUGUUAGCGGAAAGAAAAGGAACUAACGAGUUGUAUGCCAUUAAAAUACUUAAGAAAGACAUUAUUAUUCAAGAUGACGACGUGGAAUGCACGAUGGCUGAAAAGCGAGUUCUCGCUCUUUCAAGCAAGCCUCCUUUCCUUGUACAAUUACAUUCUUGUUUUCAAACUAUGGAUCGUCUGUAUUUUGUCAUGGAGUAUGUAAAUGGUGGCGAUUUAAUGUAUCAGAUUCAACAGUGUGGCAAAUUUAAAGAGCCAGUAGCAGUAUUUUAUGCCUCAGAAAUUGCCAUCGGGCUGUUUUUUUUACAUGGUCGUGGCAUCGUGUAUCGCGAUUUAAAGCUCGACAAUGUAUUACUCGAUCAGGACGGACAUAUAAAGAUUGCUGAUUUUGGAAUGUGUAAAGAAGGAAUAACGGGUGAUAAAACAGCUAAAACUUUUUGCGGUACACCUGAUUAUAUAGCACCGGAGAUAAUCUUAUAUCAACCAUAUGGAAAGUCUGUGGAUUGGUGGGCAUAUGGCGUACUUCUCUACGAAAUGCUCGUCGGACAGCCACCAUUUGAUGGUGAAGACGAGGAAGAACUUUUUGCUGCAAUAACGAAUCACAACGUUAGCUAUCCGAAAAGUUUGUCCAAAGAAGCCAAAGAAGUUUGCAAAGCAUUUCUUACGAAAAAUCCAAGUAGAAGGCUCGGUUGCGGUUUCCGUGGCGAAGAAGAUGUUCGUAGUCAUGUCUUCUUUAGGCAUAUCGAUUGGGAGAAGAUCGAGAAUCGCGAAGUGCAACCACCUUUUAAACCGAAGAUCAAACAUCCUAAAGAUGUAAGUAAUUUUGACAAACAAUUCACUUCUGAAAAAACGGACUUGACCCCAACAGACAAACUCUUUAUGAUGAAUCUGGAUCAAACGGAGUUUAUGGGUUUCUCCUUCCUCAAUCCAGAGUUUGUGCAACAUAUUUAAGAUAAUAUCUCUUAUUAGCUUUACCUCAUCGGUCUAUUCUUUGUAUAUUAUGAUGAUUUAUUAGUCUCUUUCUCUUCUACGACCUACUCCUUAUUUUUCAUGAUCGACGUUAUCUGUUUUCACUCAGGGUUAUUCUCUUUCCUCUUUCCAUACUAUUUUACUUAUAUUACCCCAUAUAUUAACCCCCACCCCUUCUCCCACUCCUCUCUCUCUCUCUCUCUCUCUCUCUCUCUCUCUCUCUCGUUUUAGUAAUUGUAUCUUUCGUAAUGACAUAAGGGAAUACGGACGAGACGUAAAAUACUUUGUCAUUUUUCAUGUUGUCAGAACAUAGAAGAAUCUUUCGAUGUAUUUUUUAAAGAAAUAAAGCGCCAUGUUAGUGCGCACUGUAUUAUUAUGCUAUAAGAUAAAGACGGGAGGCCUGGUGCCGAUCGUCGAGGGAUUCGUAGGACGAAUUCUAAUUUUCGAUUUGCGGAGAAUUGUAUUUCAUGGCGGUUGUCAAAAUGAAUUCUACUUUUCGAAUUAGCCCGAUCGAAAUGAAAAUAUCUAACAAUCGCUGUAUUCAUUUCCCGCGUAUAUUAUGCAUUUACUUCAGUAGUUUCUACUGUCGCCUUCCAGAGUAUAUAUAAUAUAUAUCGAUUGAAGUAAUAUAUUAUUAUAUAUACGUAUAAACACAGACACUUAUACAGAGAAUUAUGAUAUAUCGAUACGUAUAGAUACAAAUUUUUCUGUCUUUCGUUCCAAGUUGCACUUAUCGUUCGUUUAUUUCGCUAUGAUAGUUAACGGGUAGAAAAAGACGAGUUCGUAGAAUUUUUCAAUGUUAAUAAUGUCAAAGUAUUCGUCUAACAAGAACUGCUCCAACAGUAGAUAAAAGUCUCGAUUAGGAACAGAGCUUGUAUCCCCAUUUUUCUUGAUUAAAAAAAUUAUUAUGGCACAGUUAGUGAAUGUAGUAACGCGAAAACGUUUAAGUACACAGAUGCAUAUUAUUUCAUCUUACUGCUUUAUAAAAUCCUUCAUAUAAAUCUUACAAUAUGCUUUUGUCAUAUAUAUUUAGAUUUUACGCAUUAUUUAUUCUAUUUGAUUUAUCAAAUAGGCAAAUAGAUCAAAGAAUGCUUGUUCAAUUGGUUCCAUUUUAUCUUUAUUCAUUUUAUUUAUCACUUUUCUAUAUCUCUUUCUACCAAGAUGUAUCUUAAAUGAUAAACAUAUAUAUAUAUACAUAUAUAUACAUAUAUGUAUACACACACACACACACACACACACACAUAUAUAUAUAUAUCUAUAUAUAUAUUGUCGCUAUGAAAGAAGGAUAUGAGCUCCAUGUUCGAGACAAUCAACCGAUAAUAUGAAAGAAUACGGUCAAUACGUGCUUCCGUAUUUAAAUUUGGGAAGAAAAAAUAUAGUAGUUGGCACAUACUUAUUUUUCUUUAUAUAUUUGCGAGUGUUUUUGUAGUCUAUAGUAUACAAAUACUUGAGAAAGAAUACUUGGUAUUAUGUUAGUCGCUUUAUUUUAAAACUAAUGCCUUAAUGAAUUUUAUUCUUUAAAUUUGAUCAAUCCAAUCCUUAAGAUAUAUGAUUUCUCAAUUGUCAGUUGUGUUAAAUACACUUAUGGUACCACAUAUAUGUAUAGGCAUUGAAACCUUUAGAUAAACAUGUGUAAAUACAAAUACAUAUAUACAUAUACGCAUACAUACACGCGCGUGUGUGUGUAUAUGUAUCUGCGUGCGCAUGUUUGCAUGUGCAUAUGUAUGUGUGUGCGUGCGUGUGUGUUUGUGUGUGUGUGUGUGUGUGUGUGUGUGAGAGAGAGAGAGAGUGCGUGCGUGUGCGCACACACACAUACACACAUGCGGAAAUAUGUAGACCAUUGAAGUCUUUUAAGGCUGUGCUCGUUAAAUGCCGAAUUAAUUUCACUUGUUACUCGAGAAAUCGGUACGAUUCUUUCGAGACGAAAGUCGUUAAUCGAUUUUCAUCUUUGUUCUUGCAAAAUGAACUCGGGUAAUUAAAUACUAAAUGUUACUUUGAAAGUCAAUAUUUUCUCUUACCAUAAGUAGCUCGUACUUUCUACGAUCGUCGAUACGAUAAUUAUUCUUUCAUUAUAUCUCAUAUUUUGUCUUCUCAUCUUUUAAUAUCUUCUUGCAUUUUGUCACCGAUACAUUAUGCAAAGAAUUUCUUCGUGUUGAAACGGCAAAAUAUCAUGUUGAACGCAUUCUAUCAAUGAACUAUAUCUCUUCAAAAUUUCUCAUCAAUAUUUUUUUCCUAUGUGAUGCGUACCUUAUCCAUUUUAAAUAUAAUGUAGUAUAUGUGUGUGUGUAUAUAUGUAUAUAUAUAUACACACACACAACAUACCAUAUUACAUACUCUUUACUUGUUUAACAACACACGUGCAAAAAAUAAUAAAAUAAAACUUAAUACAUUAUCCGAU
Vespa crabro (European hornet) is the source of this 5561-nucleotide messenger RNA. It is a transcript of the gene Pkc53E, whose product is annotated as protein kinase C, brain isozyme. The record is from RefSeq and is a predicted model, not a curated record. Bases 1124 to 3145 code for a protein of 673 amino acids. The transcript has 14 exons. Gene Ontology annotation, molecular function: zinc ion binding; diacylglycerol-dependent serine/threonine kinase activity; ATP binding. Gene Ontology annotation, biological process: protein phosphorylation. Lineage: Eukaryota; Metazoa; Arthropoda; Insecta; Hymenoptera; Vespidae.